AUGUCAAUAAAACCCGCUAAUUCAACUUUAUCUGUAAGGCUACAUUUUGUCUGUCAGGAUUUUACAAUUUCCCAUCCCCAUCAUUGCUGCCGAAAAGACUUGAACCAAUUGUCUUCUCCACAAGAAAAUUCCAAUGCAAUUGCACACCUUAUUGGACUAAUCAAUCUGGGUACUCCCGUAUUCAAGUUGGAAUGUAUAAAUAUAUCAGCUAGAGAUGGUCAACAUGUGGUGCUUCUCCUUGAAAAUUCUUUGUGGGAAGCUACCACAGGGUUGUGUUCUUCUUUCUCGUUCCUUGCAGCUCCAAACAUGGCUUCUUCCACCCUCGUGAAGAGAUGGCUGAGGCCUGAGGCGUACCCAAUCUUUGCAGCAGUUGGCACAGUGGUUGGCAUUUGCAGCAUGCAACUCAUAAGGAAUAUCACUACCAAUCCUGAAGUGAGGGUUAAAAAGGAGAACAGAGCUGCAGGAGUGCUCGACAACUUUGCAGAGGGUGAGCGCUAUUCACAACAUAGCCUAAGGAAAUUCGUUCGUGGCAGGCGCCCUGAGAUUAUGCCAAACGUCAAUGGUUUCUUCUCAAAUCCAAAAUGAAGCUGAUGUUGAGAUUGUCUACCUUGCUUGGAGUUUGAUCCUCCAAAUAGCUUUUGGCCAUUGAUUCUGUUGGAAUUUAGGAAGUAGUGAAUCACCCUGUUAUGUUUUUCUUGGAUUGUUAAGUUGUUGAUGCUUGUUUUCAUCCCCAUUACAGAAAUAAGGUUUAUAUCUGCAAGUUGGUCCUGAGACUUGUGUUUGUUGCUUAUAACUGGUGCUUUUGCACUGACAUGAUCUGGUGAUUAAUGACGGAACAUUCAG
Molecule: messenger RNA, 843 nt
Organism: Ilex paraguariensis (yerba mate)
Lineage: Eukaryota; Viridiplantae; Streptophyta; Magnoliopsida; Aquifoliales; Aquifoliaceae
Source: the annotation of a GenBank genome assembly